Messenger RNA from Aspergillus nidulans FGSC A4, 2139 nucleotides. RefSeq names its product Zn(II)2Cys6 transcription factor. The transcript is spliced from 4 exons. Gene Ontology annotation, cellular component: nucleus. NCBI's taxonomy places the organism in Eukaryota, Fungi, Ascomycota, Eurotiomycetes, Eurotiales, Aspergillaceae. The record is from RefSeq and is a predicted model, not a curated record. Gene Ontology annotation, molecular function: DNA-binding transcription factor activity, RNA polymerase II-specific; zinc ion binding; DNA binding. Gene Ontology annotation, biological process: DNA-templated transcription; regulation of DNA-templated transcription; regulation of transcription by RNA polymerase II. The coding region runs from base 1 to 2139 and encodes 712 amino acids.
AUGACAGAGCUGGUAUGGAGUUUGGGUGGUGCAAGAAAGACAAAACCAUCCAGGUCCUUAUCCUACACGGGUUGUUGGACUUGUCGAAAACGCCGCAUCAAAUGCGAUGAGACGCCUGUUGCCUGUAGGGCCUGUCAACGGGCAGGCCUGGAUUGCGCCGGAUACGAUGUUCGACUGAUCUGGAAUGCUGGGCCUAACACGCGUCGAAGGCGCAUCAAGCCCUGUGCGCUUGGUUGUGCUCCCAUGACGGAAGCCCAAGUGGUACGAGCCCUAGAAACCAUCGAGAAAUCCACGACCAACAGUAUUGGCCCUUUUUCGGUCUUUACAUCUCAACCCCCUUCUGCGAUCUGUUCGGACACACCGGAGGAAAGCCAGAGCCUGCUCCCAGCCGACGAAUACGUCGAGGACAUUUUUACCGACUCCAUGAGCCAUGCUCAUAGUACUCCUCCGCACAGCACCGAUGGGUCUACUGCAGAUAGUAAUACAGACUGUCAGCAGGCAGCAGCCCAGAGUUCUUCCAGUUCGGUAGAAGAGUUGCCAACUCAUCCCCUGCCCGAUGGAACAUCAGGUUUGCCGUAUCGAUCGACGGAAACCUCAAUACCCGUGGAUGAUAUUGACUCCUGGGACGGAACCUGGAUAAUACCGUUAGAGCAGACUCUGACCUCCCGUUUCUCAGGCGCGCUUCAAUUUGCCAACCGGAGUCUUGUCGCUGAUAGCCGCGAAUUUCGUUCCCAUCAGCCCUUCGUCUCUUCCUCACCUCCCCCUUCGGAUACUCAUGGUAUACUAUCAACCCCUGGCCGCGUUGUUUCCAGCUCCGAUCUACCCAGGUUGGAAGGCAAUGAUCGUUCCCCUCAGGGCCCUGUAGCUGGAAACCGGGGAGUGAUAUCUCUUGAUUGCGACCUAGCAUCAACUAUGAUUGAAAAUACGACGGCGACAAUGUUGAUGGACCAUUAUAUGCAGCAUGUUGUCCAUUUGAUGCAGCCAGUGUCCCACCCCCGAAAUCCUUUCAAGACAGUAUACCUACCCCUUGCGCUCCACGGCUCGUCGCAACUAGAACGGUCCGGACGUCGCAGUCAGCUCCAAUCUGCCAGUAUCGCUGCGUUCCAUAGUCUUCUAUCCACUGCGGCGGCCAAUCUGCAGAGAAUGCAAGGAGAGCAAGAAGCCCUUGAGCAACUGGCUUGUCAUCACAAGCAGCGGUCGCUGAUCGCCUUACAAAGUGCACUCGCAACAAAAUCGACCCCCUACAGAGACCUAAUGACAGCUAUACUGUCUCUAGUAUCGGCGGAUAUAAUGGACGGCGGCAUGGACGACCACUGGAUUCACCUGGAGGCAGGAAUCAAACUGCUAGCGUCGAGGCACUACUCCCUGCUUGUCAGCCGUGAGACGAGUCUGCUCAACAAUAUCUGUAAAAUGCUUCAUCUUUUUGGGCGUACGACACGCGUACAUCCUGAACGGAGGGCCUGGCCAGGGUACGACCAUGUUCCCCGGGGAGCCGACUUCGACACCCUAGAGCCCAGUAUAGAAUUUAUAUAUGGCAUUACAACAUCGAUAGCUGGGGCAAUCUUCCGCAUCUACCGCCUUGCCCAGUAUCUUGCGUAUUACCGUGAGCAGGGUCGUCCAUAUCCGGACAGUCUUCUGCAAUCGUGCGAGACGCUGGGAGACGAGCUGUGCUCGUACACUAUAAAUUCAGAAUCCUUUGCGGAAAUGGAUUCGACCGAAGCAGAACCAUACAUGAUAGACAUUGCGCGGGCACAGGCUAAAGCGUUCCAAGGAGCAGCGCGAAUCUACUACUACCGGUCGAUCCAGCAAUGUGCACGAAGCCGUCUCCAUCGGGAGCAGCAAGAGGUCCUUGCAGCCUUGAAUGAGGCAGAAGAUCUCAAGAUCACAUUUGGGAAGAACGGCGCGCUGCCCGCGCCAAUCUCGUGGCCAGCGUUCGUGGCGUCCUGUGAGGCUGUCGGCGAACAGCGUCGACAGUGGGAUGGUUGGUGGAGCCGAGUCCUGGUGUACGGGAUGGGAAACUAUAGUAAGCAGCAUGCUACAGUCCAUAGGGUCUGGAGCAGUCUAGAUGCAGAUCCAGAUGAGUCAAUGGACUGGAGAGAGGCUUUGGCAGCCAUGGGGGUACGAAUUCUGCCUGUUUGA